Molecule: messenger RNA, 592 nt
Organism: Nannochloropsis gaditana CCMP526
Product: branched-chain amino acid
Exons: 2
Coding region: 27-281 (84 amino acids)
Source: RefSeq, a predicted model, not a curated record
AGGCUUUAGGCUUUAUUCCCACGGAAAUGUGUUACGAAGUUCCGUGCAAAGGGUGCGGUAAUGCGACUUACUCCGGAUGUGGCCGUCACGUCGAUGCGGUGAAAGCCCGAGUUUUACAAGCUGGACGACACUGGUGUACAUGUGAGGCCAAGAAUAACAUGAAGGGGUCCACUUCUUCCUCCUUGUCCGCCAAUACCUCAUCAGUAAAUUCUUCAAGCAAUGGAAGUACGAGCACGAGCAACAGCUCGGACCCAUCCACAAAUAAGUGCGUGAUUCACUGAGAUCGCAAAGCUUAAUGUAAAUAGGCUUAUAGGAUUACAAAUGUGAGAGGCUAAAAGAAAAACGAUGGUGUCUAGUCCAUAGGUGAAAAUGGAAACACAUUUUCCUUAAAUAAAGCGAUUUGGGUACACUUAAGUAGAAUGAGAAGCGUUAUAUCAGUCGGGUUGGAGUGGCAAGAGAAGGCAAAGAAUCAAAGUGUGUCUCGAACAUGUAAACUUCAAUAUAAGCGCUUGCCAUGGACAGGCUAAAAUUAGCCUAUUGUUGACAAUAUAGAUUUGCAGAAGUGCACCUGUUUUUGACACCUUCCUCUUGA